Messenger RNA from Hyaloscypha bicolor E, 432 nucleotides. RefSeq lists its product as uncharacterized. The transcript has a single exon. NCBI's taxonomy places the organism in Eukaryota, Fungi, Ascomycota, Leotiomycetes, Helotiales, Hyaloscyphaceae. The record is from RefSeq and is a predicted model, not a curated record. The coding region runs from base 1 to 432 and encodes 143 amino acids.
AUGAACAUCAAAGACAUCAUCUCAACCACCAUCCCCAAUAGCCAUGCAAACACCAAGAUGAGAGUCCCGCCAGAAUCAUACAGACUCUACAAGACGCUCUACGCUUUCGCUAUCAACCGGCUAUUUGAGACCUGGCCCGGCAAAAUUUCCAUGAUGUGGCUGUUAUUCUCUUCGGGGUAUGGCUGCAUGUGGGUGCUUCACAGGAUGGGGGAGAAGGAGGAAAUGAAAGAAUUGGAGACAUUGAGGCAGGUGGAGGAGAUUGAGAGGAUGUUGGAGAAGGCGGGGAGAUUGAGGGCUGCAGCAGCCAAUUAUAGGAAGGGGUUCGAGGAGACGGAGAAGGACGAAAAGAAGUUGAGUGAGAGAGUGCGAGAGCUGGAGCGUUCGAGAGAGACUGAAAAGGAGACGAGGAAAGGGGGAGGCUGGUUCUCAUGA